AUGGAUGAAAUCAUGCAUAAGGAAGCAGACGAUGUCUUUGACAAAUCCAACGUGGGACAAAAGCCGGUCGUCACAUACGUAGCCAUUCUUAUGGUGGUAGGUUUCUUUGGCAACAUACAUGUUCUGGUAGUGUUCUCAACCCAGUUCAAGAAAAACAGUAAUUACGUAAUAUUUGUUCUGUCUCUUGCCGUAAUCGACUUUCUGAUGUGUUCUGUUCACAUGUCACUGGAAAUUCUGGACCUUCUUUAUCCUUACGAUUUCUACGGUUCUGUCACAUGCAAAUUGUUCCGAUCAAACCAAUCCAUACUGACCCUUGCGUCAAUUUUUAUCCUGAUCCUGAUAGCAGUUGACCGUUAUCGCCACGUCUGCCAUCCAAUGAGAAAUCAGUGGUCAGUCUCCAGUGCCAAACGAAUGAUCAAAUUCUGUGUGUUUCUUGCUAUCAUCGUGUCUAUUCCAGUGCCUUUUCUUUUUGGUCUCGAAACCGUCAAAGUAUCAGAAAACGCGACAAAAAGGAUAUGCUUCAUUGAAAACGAAUUGGGUACGGAAUACGUCCUUCCUGUGGUUUAUAUUUUGUUUCUAAACUUUGUAUUUGUUUGCGGUUUAGUUGUUUUGCUAUUCACUUACAUUUCUAUUGGAAUCACCACAAGGAAGCGAGCUAAGGUCCACAUGAUGAUGACGUCAUUGAUGCUACCCAAAAAUCGCGUCAGACUCAGAGCUUCACACAAGAAAUGCUGCUGCCUUGAAUGCUUCUCUUGCAAGAAACUCAGCCGGGUUAAACAUCACUCACUCAAAAGUAUAGGCCAUAAAAGAUUUUAUCAAAUAUUAUCAAGACAAAGAACUGUUUUCGGGCGACCUACCUCACAGGAUAAUAAAAAAGCAACCAAGGUUCUUUUCUGUGUAACCGUCAUUUUCAUCGUGUCCUAUCUGCCGUAUGUCACUCUCGGACUUCUGUUGACACUAGGUCAUGAUCUACAGAAUUUCCUGGCGGAUCCUGGAAUUGUGGUGUAUCGACUCAGUGUCAGAUUGCUGCUGAUUAAUCACGUGUGUAACUGUUUUGUUUACGGAAUAUUUGACCAGAGAUUUAAAACAGCUUGUUUUCAGUUUUACCUUAACUUGUGCAGUCGUGCCAAGAUGAAAUUAACUAAAGGAUCCAAGAGAUGA
Molecule: messenger RNA, 1161 nt
Organism: Saccostrea cuccullata (small rock oyster)
Lineage: Eukaryota; Metazoa; Mollusca; Bivalvia; Ostreida; Ostreidae
Product: neuropeptide receptor npr-1-like
Exons: 1
Coding region: 1-1161 (386 amino acids)
Biological process (GO): neuropeptide signaling pathway
Cellular component (GO): plasma membrane
Molecular function (GO): neuropeptide receptor activity
Source: RefSeq, a predicted model, not a curated record